This is a messenger RNA of Arabidopsis thaliana (thale cress), 1515 nucleotides long. RefSeq names its product FBD / Leucine Rich Repeat domains containing protein. The transcript is spliced from 3 exons. The record is from RefSeq and is marked reviewed. NCBI's taxonomy places the organism in Eukaryota, Viridiplantae, Streptophyta, Magnoliopsida, Brassicales, Brassicaceae. The coding region runs from base 1 to 1380 and encodes 459 amino acids.
AUGGCUCCUCCUACCAAGAGAACAAGAGUAGAAAUGGCAGAAUCAUCAAAUAAGAGGAUGAAACCUAGUGAAACGGUUCCUGAAGAUGUGUUGGAACUCAUGAUGUCUACGUAUCUUCCCGUCCAAUCUCUGUUAACAACUCGUGUGUUGUCCAAAAGAUUUCGCGAGACCGAGGUACGUUCUCUUGACCUCGAUUUCAGUGGAAUAUAUUCUAGAAGACGUCGUAAAGUAGAAGUUGUUGGCAUCAUCGAAAAAGUGUUCAAUCAACAUAAAGGAUCAGAGAUUCACCGAUUCGUUCUACUUCUCAAUCAUAUUGGGGUAGAAGAUAAAAUCAUCUCAUGGACCAAUACAUGUUUUGACAAAAACAUCAAGGAGCUUGUCUUAGAUUUUUCAAAAUCUAGAAAAGUUAUGGCCAUCCCCAUUGAUUUCUCGGCUGUGGAGAGUCUACAAGUUUUGAAGCUGCGAUGGUGUAAAUUUGAAAUACCUGAUAGUUCCCCAAAAGGUCUAAAGCUCUUGAAGACACUCUCGCUUAUGCGUACCCAAGUGAUGGUGAAGACUAUCGAUGCAAUCUUCAACAACUGCAUCCACCUAGAGUCGCUUGAACUAAUCGAAUGCCGUAUGGAUGGGAUAUUAAGCAUACGUGCUCAGAAUCAUAAGAAGUUCAAGUCGCUUGUUGUGUCUUUUAUGCCGGAUCUCCGACACAUCCGGUUGGACGCACCCACUUUAGAAAACUACAAGUAUGAUGGAUAUGUCAUUUGUGUUAACAUUCUGAUAACAAAUGCACUUAAAGAGGCAAAUCUCUACUACACUCGGAUUCGGCGUUUAUACCACCAAAAAUCUGAUUUGGUGGAUACACUGCGAUUCUAUACAAGACUUACUGUCCUCGCAACGACAACCAUCUUUCUUGAGGCUCUUACGAAGAGAUACGUCGGAGAAGGAAGACUAGAAAAUCCGCCUUUCAAGUUUGAGAACUUAACAGAAUUCAAGAUUUCCUUUAUAACUCCAACAUUUUGCACUCUAUUUGACAUCGCUGAAUUCCUCAAAGAGUGCCCUAAACUCAAACAGGUUGUGAUCGAUAUUCAGAAUUUCACAUUUGAACCUCAAAUGUAUUUUUGGGAGAUACAUCAUAAGGCGCAGAUUCAGAAUACUUCGAAUAACAACUACCUUUUGAAGUGUCUCACGGACGUGAAGAUCAUUGGCUAUAAAGGCCACUGGCAUGAGCUUGAUAUAGUAGAGUUCUUUGUCAAGAACGCACCAUCUCUAAAGAGGUUGGAGUUACAGAUGCCUAAGAACGCGAAGAACGAUGCUCACACCCCAGAUGUUGCAAGGAUAAAGCUCAUAAAAACCAUCUUUUCAGGGGUUAAAGUUACCGAAGUUUAAACUCAGGUUGUGCCCAGCCCAAGCAUGCCAAACUAUAACUUCAAUUCAUGUGUUUGAAACAUCAAAAGUCAUCUCAGAUUUUAUGUUUUUUUUUUGAGUUUUUAUGAUGUUCUCUUAGUUUUAAAUUCUUUGUCC